Messenger RNA from Gongylonema pulchrum, 540 nucleotides. Lineage: Eukaryota; Metazoa; Nematoda; Chromadorea; Rhabditida; Gongylonematidae. The record is from the annotation of a GenBank genome assembly.
AUGCGUGAGGCACUGAUUGGCCCGGAUUACGUUACUGAUAACGAUGUUUCAUGGCCACCACUGGAUUGUCCAACUCCCCUGGAUGAAUCAGAAACAAAGCCAAUUCAACGAAUUGGUGAUUUGAUGCAGGAAUUGUACGCCGAUUUCAAAAUCGGAGUUUGGGAUCCGGAACUCGCAAAGGGCCUGAAACAUGUGUGCUUAAAUGAUGUGAAACGCGAGGAAUUCAAAGGAUUUGAAGAUCUUGAUACAGAUGCGAUGGGCCUUAUGGGAUCGCUGAGACAGCAUGGCGAUAUGUCGGAUGACGACAACGACGAUGCAAUCGUUUUGUUCGAUUUCAUGAAUAGCGUGCAGGAACGUCUGGAAAUAAAUUUAGAAGAGAAUGGCGAUAUUUUUGCACCACGAGGGAAUAUCACAUCGGCCGGAUGGGAUGAUCUGAUUGUACCGCAGGAAUCGGCUCCGAAUGGCAUCAAUAUGCCCUUGGUAUGUGUUCUGAAACAACACUUGAUUUUUUUUUGUUAUGAACAGUAUUGCUACUUCUAA